Molecule: messenger RNA, 1354 nt
Organism: Trifolium pratense (red clover)
Lineage: Eukaryota; Viridiplantae; Streptophyta; Magnoliopsida; Fabales; Fabaceae
Exons: 10
Coding region: 68-895 (275 amino acids)
Source: RefSeq, a predicted model, not a curated record
UAAAUACCUAUGGUUACCCUUUUUGAUUACUUUCCCGUCUAAUUUCAGAUUACCAGCGAAUAACCAAAUGAAGAACAUGACAGUAAUUGUGUUUCUUUUUCUGUUCUGUCAACAAUUCCUACAUGUUUUUUCCUCGCCUCUCUUACCCCAAAACCAGGUUUACGAGGAAUCGUCUGAUGGAAGUAGAAAUAUACAACAGGAGCAAGAGCGUGCUCCUGAAGUGCAUUGCUCCAGAGAGAGAAGUAGGGGUGCUUGGAAAGUAAUAGAGGAGUAUUUGACACCAUUUGUGGAGAAAGAAAACUAUCAGCUGUCAACAAAGUGCAGACUUCAUCAUGAGAAUGAUAUGUUUAGGGAUCAAGAAGAGCAUAAAAUUUACCUUGACAGGAACGAAUGGCAGUGUGGAUAUUGCAAGAAAAGCUUCCGUGACGAAAAAUUUAUUGAUCAGCAUUUAGAUAACAGGCACCACAAUCUUCUGGAUCUGGGUCAUGGAAAAUGCUUGGCUGAUUUAUGUGGGGCAUUGCAUUGUGAUGCUGUGAUGAAUUCCAAGUCCUCUAGAAGCAAGUGUAAUCCAGCAGCUGCUGCAAAAAACCGUCACCUAUGUGAGAGUCUUGCUGACAGUUGUUUUCCUAUAAGUGAUGGUCCAUCAGCAAGCCGUCUUCACGAAUUGUUUCUUCACCAAUUUUGUGAUGCUCACACCUGCUCAGGGAAACAUAAACCCUUCUCCAGAGGAGGCAAGGACCAAGGAAGUUUCUUUCGUCUGGCUGCUGGAGCAUUGAUCUUGGUGCUACUUCCUGUGUUCUAUCUCUUUCUUUAUUUGAUACAAAGUGAUAUGAAGGGUCGAAAUCAAGAGCUCCGUCGCAUCUCCAAAUCUGGAUGGAAAGCAAAGCCAUCAUGAUUGCUGAUUAGACUAGCAGUCGUCGUCUAUGAUGAAUGGCUUGAAAAAAAUGGGAAAUGCACAUUGCAUGUCCGUGUCGAGGAAAGGAACUGAAGAGAAGUAUUAGGAGUGUGUGAAGGAAAUCAAACUUCGCAUUGGUCCAAAGUCUAACACAGUCCCCUAGGUAGUGAAGCGCAGGAAAGCAUUGUUCGAACAUCAUACAUCUUUUGUCUAUUUUUAAUUAUUCGCUCAAAGUUUGUGUAAUCACUCACCUUUUAUACUCUUAAAAACCUCAUUCCAUGGUGCCGAUGAUAAAAGCCAUAGAAAUUAGAAAAUCCAUGUACACGCAUUCAUACAUAUGAGAAUCACAUUGGUGUAUAUUGUACUGUACCUGCAAAAAAUUCAAAUGUAAAUGGACAAGGUUAUUUUUUUUAGAGUGUGAACAAUAAUCUCUACAUUAAGGGCUCAUUUAAUAUGCUA